AAAUGAUUUUUUCAAGGUUGCUAAGGGAUCGGAUACUGAAGAUCCUCUCUUUCCUCAUGAUGGGUAUGUCACUUUCCUUUGUUUUUUGGAAAACUGGCUCUGACUGGCUGUCAGUGUCUGGUCUCAGAAUACCGCAGGAGUUUUCUCGUGACCUGCCUGGCUGCUUGGCUAUCAUUAAUAAGAACACAGAGGGAAGGAUAGGGGAAUUGGAAGUACUUCUGUCAUCGAGGAGAAGGGAAAAUUUUUUAUCUGAGGAUUUCUAUCUCAAUGUGACAAAGGACUGUCCAGCUUUUAUUGAAGAGAGAGGCUUCAUUACAGUGCCUCUCAGUGAAGAGGAGAAAGACUUCCCCAUUGCUUACUCGAUGGUAAUCCAUGAGAAGAUUGAGAUGUUUGAGCGACUUCUACGAGCUAUUUAUGCUCCUCAGAACAUCUAUUGUGUGCAUGUGGACAGGAAAUCCUCAGAAACAUUUAGGAUAGCAGUGGGGGCAAUUAUCUCCUGCUUUCCUAAUGUGUUUAUAGCCAGCAGAUUAGAAAGCGUGGUAUAUGCUUCAUGGUCUCGGGUGCAGGCAGAUUUGAACUGCAUGGAAGAUCUGCUGAGCUCACACAUCCAGUGGAGGUAUCUGCUUAACACCUGUGGGACAGACUUCCCCAUCAAAACCAAUAGAGAGAUGGUUCAGGCGCUGACGGCCCUCCAAGGGAGAAACAGCAUGGAGACUGAGGUCACAAGGGAACACAAAAAAGUCCGUUGGCAGUAUCAUUACAAUGUCACUGACGUGAUCACCUGGACAGAUGUAACGAAAAGUCCCCCACCCAUUAGUGUCCCCAUGUUUCAGGGAAAUGCUUACGUUGUUGUCUCAAGGGCUUUUGUGAAACAUGUGAUGGAGGACAGUGAGGUUCAGAAAUUUCUGGAGUGGGAGAAAGACACAUACAGCCCUGACGAGCACUUGUGGGCCACUCUACAGAGGAUACCCUCCGUCCCGGAUCAGUGCCUGCACACACAAGUAUGA
Larimichthys crocea (large yellow croaker) is the source of this 1007-nucleotide messenger RNA. Its product is annotated as beta-1,3-galactosyl-O-glycosyl-glycoprotein beta-1,6-N-acetylglucosaminyltransferase 3-like. The record is from RefSeq and is a predicted model, not a curated record. Lineage: Eukaryota; Metazoa; Chordata; Actinopteri; Sciaenidae. Gene Ontology annotation, cellular component: membrane. Gene Ontology annotation, molecular function: acetylglucosaminyltransferase activity. The transcript has a single exon. The coding region runs from base 3 to 1007 and encodes 334 amino acids.